Hypoxylon fragiforme is the source of this 192-nucleotide messenger RNA. RefSeq names its product putative mitochondrial F1F0 ATP synthase subunit Atp18. The transcript is spliced from 4 exons. The coding region runs from base 1 to 192 and encodes 63 amino acids. Lineage: Eukaryota; Fungi; Ascomycota; Sordariomycetes; Xylariales; Hypoxylaceae. The record is from RefSeq and is a predicted model, not a curated record. Gene Ontology annotation, biological process: proton motive force-driven ATP synthesis. Gene Ontology annotation, molecular function: proton transmembrane transporter activity.
AUGUCGUGGCUCGGUCUUACCCCUCCCAAGAAGUUCCCGACACCGGUCCUUCGCCCAUUGGCUCCCUUCUUCGCCGCUGGCCUGGUCAUUGCAUAUGGCGUCAACUCUGCACAAAACGCCAUGAUGAAGUCCGACGAGUGGAAGAACGACCCACGCAACCCAUACGCAGAGCCGGGAGGAAAGAAGCAUUAA